Hemisphaericaspora subhashii is the source of this 738-nucleotide messenger RNA. RefSeq lists its product as uncharacterized. The record is from RefSeq and is a predicted model, not a curated record. Gene Ontology annotation, molecular function: ubiquitin-protein transferase activity. The transcript has a single exon. Gene Ontology annotation, cellular component: Smc5-Smc6 complex; nucleus. Bases 1 to 738 code for a protein of 245 amino acids. NCBI's taxonomy places the organism in Eukaryota, Fungi, Ascomycota, Pichiomycetes, Serinales, Debaryomycetaceae. Gene Ontology annotation, biological process: double-strand break repair via homologous recombination; DNA damage tolerance.
AUGUCUGAUUAUACAGAAUCUCACAAAGUAUUACUAACAUAUAUACGAUCAUGUAGAUAUGUUGAACAAUCUGAAUUAUUAGGAAAUUUUGUUCUUAUUUGUAAUGCAUACAAUAUUCAAUCACCACUGAAUGAGUUGUUGGAUAAUUAUAUUGGUACUAUAAACUCAAGAAUAUCACAUCAAAUGUUUAAGAUUGAUAGAAAGAAGCACGAAGUUACUGGAGAUUUAUAUUACAUUUUUAUAAACACUACCCCUAAUGAAAGUAUUAAACAAAGUACUACUUAUUCCCCAGUUGAAUUGGAUGCUAUUAAAGGUUUAAUUGAUAGUAUUAUAGAAGCUCCAGAUUUUAAAUAUUCCAUUGGGAAAAGUAAUGCUCAACGUAGUAUUGCUAGUACAUUAAAUAGAAGUCUAGCUGAAACUUCUGCAUUUAUUACUGAACUAGUGGAUGAAGGAUGGUUUACAAUAACCCUUCAAGAAAGAUUGUUAUUAUCCAUCAAGUCCCUUUGUGAAUUGAAGACUUAUCUUAUUGAUAGAUAUGGAAUCUACAGUACUGAAAGUGAUGGAAAAAUUUUGAUAUGUGCACAAUGUAAGGAAUUGGUAACUUUAGGGUUUAUUUCUGUUUCGGAUAAUCCACUUAGUUUCCAUAGAACAUGUUACGAUGUUUACUGUAGAAAUAACAAUGUCGAUCCUGAUGAAUCAAGUUUAUGUCAAGUCGGACCAGAUCCAACUACUAUAUAA